AGGUAAACGAUGUAAUAAUCGGCGAUUCGAUAAGAUUUUUUAAAUUUUAAUUGCAAAUUUUACUUUAUAAAAAGCGUUAUAUUUCACUCGAUAAUCUACUCAAAUCGAAGUCUGAUGUGGUGAAUAUUUGUGUUCAAAACAGUGUAAUCCUAAUUCGAAGUAAUUCUUAUCCACUAUGAAGUCAUUUUUGGGAACACUGACGCUCAUCAUUUCGUUAACAUUCAUGCUCGCUGAAUCUGAUCCACGAUCAAUAUCAGAAGAAAAGGAAAUCAAGGCUUUUCAAGAAUGCAAUGCAACGAAUCCAGUACAAAGAAAUCCAAGUCAAGUGAUUAUCCAAGGUAUCGUCACUGGUGAUGUAAUCGACCUCAGCCACGAAGAAAAAUGCAAUUUAUACUGCUUCCUUCAAAAAGUAAACUUUUUUGAUGUAAAUGGAAAUAUACAUGGCCAAGGACUAGUCAACCAUACACUUAAAGAAGCCCCAGUACUGGCAAAACACGCCGACAUAAUCAUUAUUCAAGUAUACCAGACUAUCAAAGCGACCAAAGGAGUUCAAGAUAAAUGCUCAAAAGCGGUCAUUGCCUUUCAUCAAUAUCUUCACCAACUUUAUGUAUUGUCAUUAGCCGAAAGCUUACAAGAACACACUGAUCUCAAAAGUAAAAUCACAAACGCAGUGAAUAAAGGUCAAUCGGUACCACCUGAACUUGAGAAACAAGUUGUGGAGUAUUUGCAAGUGGUCGAAGGCAUCCUUAAAGCAUUUGCAAAAGGAUCUGUAGAGAAUAAAGUCGUUGAUAUUGUGGUACAACCUGCAAAUCAGACACAAACAGUGCCCGCAAAUCAAACACAAUCCGCAGUGGUUUGAUUUAACACUAUAAAAUAUAAACUGAUGACGUUUUUGUAGUCGUUUUAUAUUCAUCAUUCAAGAGAAAUGUGUUUGUCAUUUUCAAAUUACCUACUUAUGUAGUUUCUUUGUUAUUCUAUAGCAAAAAUAUAAUCAAGUACGUUUCUUGA
Messenger RNA from Planococcus citri (citrus mealybug), 1008 nucleotides. RefSeq lists its product as uncharacterized. NCBI's taxonomy places the organism in Eukaryota, Metazoa, Arthropoda, Insecta, Hemiptera, Pseudococcidae. The record is from RefSeq and is a predicted model, not a curated record. The transcript has 7 exons. Gene Ontology annotation, molecular function: odorant binding. The coding region runs from base 176 to 859 and encodes 227 amino acids.